This is a messenger RNA of Puma concolor (puma), 1992 nucleotides long. The record is from RefSeq and is a predicted model, not a curated record. Lineage: Eukaryota; Metazoa; Chordata; Mammalia; Carnivora; Felidae.
AUGGUGUCCUUGAUGCAAGGCCGGCUGCCCAUCAAUCAAGAUGUGCUGCUGAUGCAGAAAGGCAUGCUGGUGCGCAAGGUGAGGUCCAAAAGCUGGAAGAAACUAAGAUACUUCAGACUUCAGGAUGAUGGCAUGACAGUCUGGCAUGCCCGGCAGGCAGGAGGCAAGGCCAAGCCCAGCUUCUCAAUCUCUGAUGUGGAGACAGUGCGUGAGGGCCAUGAGUCUGAGCUGUUGCGCAGCCUGGCAGAGGAGUUCCCCCUGGAGCAGGGCUUCACCAUCGUCUUCCAUGGCCGCCGUUCCAACCUGGACCUGGUGGCCAACAGCGUUGAGGAGGCCCAGAUAUGGAUGCAGGGGCUCCAACAUUUGGUGGACUUUGUCACCAGCAUGGACCAAAAGGAGCGGCUGGACCAGUGGCUGAGUGACUGGUUCCAGCGUGGAGACAAGAACCAGGAUGGUCGCAUGAGUUUCCCAGAGGUCCAGCGGUUACUACACCUGAUGAAUGUGGAAAUGGACCAGGAAUAUGCCUUGCAGCUUUUUCAAGCAGCAGACACAUCCCAGUCUGGGACUCUGGAAGGAGAAGAAUUUGUAGAAUUCUAUAAGGCGUUGACUAAGCGCCCUGAGGUGCAGGAAGUGUUUGAAAACUUUUCAGCUGAUGGGCAGAAGCUGACCCUGCUGGAAUUUGUGGAUUUCCUCCGAGAGGAGCAGAAAGAAGGAGAAAGAGCUUCAGACCUUGCUCUGGAACUCAUCGACCGCUAUGAGCCUUCAGAUAGUGGUGGUCCCAUCAGAGCAGUGGGCACUGCAUGGUCCCCAGGAGGGGCCCAGAGCAGACAAGUAAACAAGUCCCUUCAUUUCCACCCCCAGGAGCUUCGGAGGAAGAUCCUGGUGAAGGGGAAGAAGCUACAGACCCUUGAGGAGGACCUCGAGGAAGAGGAAGAGGAGGAAGUGCUGGAGUCUCAACUGGAGGGAGAGCAGGAGGCUAAGCCAGAGCUGGAGGCUCAGUUUGAGUCUGAGCCCCAGGAGCUGAGCCCCCGCAGUAAGGACAAAAAGAAGGACAAGGUUGUGAUGUGUCCGCCGUUUUGUACGCCUAUCUGUUGUCAGAUUAUGGUUCAGGCUCCUAGUUCCAAGCCUGAGUCCCUUCUCUUUCCCAAGCAGAAAUCCAAACCCAUCAUGUGUCCAUCCCUCUCUGCCCUGGUUGUCUACUUGAAGGCCGUCUCAUUCCACAGCUUCACUCACUCGAGGGAGCACUACCGCUUCUAUGAAACAUCAUCUUUCUCUGAAACCAAGGCCAAGAGCCUCAUCAAAGAGGCUGGCAAUGCGUUUGUGCAGCACAACGCCUGGCAGUUAAGCCGUGUGUAUCCCAGUGGCCUGAGGACAGAUUCGUCCAACUACAACCCCCAGGAACUCUGGAAUGCGGGUUGCCAGAUGGUGGCUAUGAAUGUGCAGACUGCGGGGCUGGAGAUGGACAUCUGUGAUGGGCUCUUCCGCCAGAACGGUGGCUGUGGCUAUGUGCUGAAGCCAGACUUCCUGCGUGACAUCCAGAGUUCCUUCCACCCAGAGAGGCCCAUCAGCCCUUUCAAAGCCCAGACCCUCCUAAUCCAGGUGAUCAGUGGUCAGCAACUCCCCAAGGAGGACAUGACUAAAGAGAGGUCCAUUGUGGAUCCACUGGUGAGAGUUGAAAUCUUCGGUGUCCGCCCAGACACGACCCGGCAAGAGACGAGCUACGUGGAGAACAAUGGUUUUAAUCCAUACUGGGGGCAGACACUAUGCUUCCGGGUCCUGGUGCCUGAACUGGCCCUGCUGCGUUUUGUGGUAAAUGAUUACAACUGGAAAACCCGACACGACUUUAUUGGGCAGUACACACUUCCUUGGACCUGCAUGCAACAAGGCUACCGCCACAUACACCUACUCUCCAAGGACGGCACCAGCCUCCAUCCAGCCUCCAUCUUUGUGCAUAUCUGCAUCCGGGAAGGACUAGAGGGGGAUGAAUCCUAA